Arachis ipaensis is the source of this 753-nucleotide messenger RNA. RefSeq lists its product as uncharacterized. Lineage: Eukaryota; Viridiplantae; Streptophyta; Magnoliopsida; Fabales; Fabaceae. The record is from RefSeq and is a predicted model, not a curated record.
CCGGACGUUUUUCCCUUCAGCAGCUCGGUCAGAAAGUUUCUCCAGAGUUUCGAGUAUUUCGAUUACGUACGAAGAUGGAGACCGGAGUUAUAUUUUACGAGAUGGACCCUCCCUAUAUAUACGAGGAUAUUGUACAGCAUAGGUUUUAUGUAGUAGCUGCAGAGAUUAGGACUCGUAUGUACAUUCUGCGUGAUCAUCCUUUCAGCCACCCGAUUGACACUCUAGAGUUUAACCCCGACAUGCCCUAUGAGUUCCCACUGCAGUGGCUCCACCCAGAUGCUCCAUUUUACCCGUUUCAUGAUGGGCCGGUGCCUCACCAGCAUCCCGAUCAGCCUGCAGAUCAAGCGGACCCUGAGCCUAAGCCCAUGGAGGAGCAUUUUCCAGAGCCUGUACCGGAGGAGGACAUCCCAGUGGAGCAGAUCUCAGUAUUUUCAUCCGAGCCAUCUUCUGAGGAGCUGCUCACCGCCUCUAUGAGUGGACCGGUGAGUGCUGGUCAGACCAGUAGCACGAGUGCCAGUGCCCCUCCCGAGAUUAUAGAGAUUUCCGAUGAUGAGGACGAGGAUCCUGAGGAGUGUUCUGAUGUGGUUGUGAUCUCCUCUGACGAUGACAGCUGAGUCUUGGGAGCUGCGGUUGUGCCUUUUGAUAGUUUUUUUGUGUUAGCCUAGCUUUUGUGUUAAUCUCUCACUUUUGGUCAGACUCACUGAGAGAGUAGGGUGUACAUAGUUGACUAGGUUAGUUCGGGUGCCAGCUUAG